This is a messenger RNA of Siniperca chuatsi (mandarin fish), 2185 nucleotides long. Its product is annotated as zinc finger protein 391-like. NCBI's taxonomy places the organism in Eukaryota, Metazoa, Chordata, Actinopteri, Centrarchiformes, Sinipercidae. Gene Ontology annotation, cellular component: nucleus. The transcript is spliced from 2 exons. The record is from RefSeq and is a predicted model, not a curated record. Gene Ontology annotation, biological process: regulation of transcription by RNA polymerase II. Bases 30 to 1544 code for a protein of 504 amino acids. Gene Ontology annotation, molecular function: RNA polymerase II cis-regulatory region sequence-specific DNA binding; DNA-binding transcription activator activity, RNA polymerase II-specific.
UGGCUCUUUGUCCGCAGAACCGGGGGACGAUGUGCGCCGUGCAGCUGCUGCGGGUGUCGGUACAGGAGCGGAUCAGCGCCGCCGCGGAAGACUUUCUGCUGCGGGUGGAAAAAGGACGAGAAGCGGCUGAAAUCCCGGCGCUGAGAGCGCUGCUCACCGAGCGGCUCGCGGCGGCUGCGGAGGAGAUCGUCGGGCUGUUUGAGGAAACGGUGGCGGAGUACGAAGACAGAGCCGAGCGGUCAGAGCGGGAGAUCCGCCGCCAGAGGAGGCUGCUCGAUGCCGUGCUGAAGCCCGAAGUCAGGCUGCACAGAGCAGACGUCCAGCAGCUGUCGCUGAGGAAAGAAGAGGUUCCCCCUGAGCAGCAGGACUGGAGCCCCAGUCUGGACCAGGACCCAGAGCCCCCACACAUUAAAGAGGAGCAGGAGGAGGUCUGGACCAGUCAGGAGGGAGAGCAGCUUCGAGGGCUGGAGGACGCCGAUAUCACAGAGUUCCCAUUCCCUGUGAAGAGUGAAGAAGAUGAAGAGAAACCUCAGUCCUCACAGCUUCAUCAAAGACAAACUGAACAGAUGGAAACAGGAGCUGAUGGAGAGGACUGUGGAGGACCAGGACCAGCCAGGAACUCUGAUCCAGAUACACAUUUACAACCACUUAGUGAUGAUAAUUCUCCAGACUCCACUGAAACUGAUGAGAGUGAUUGUGAUUGGACACAAACAAAUGCCCGGUCAGGUAUAGAGGGUCAGAAAAACAGCGAAGCCCCUGAAAGUGAUAUUGGAUCUUCAGCGAAGGAGCGACCCUUUCCUUGUUCGUAUUGUGGUAAAAGAUUUAGCCUUAAGGGGAAUCUGAAUAGACACAUAAGAGACCACACUGGCGAGAGACCGUUUCCUUGCACGGGUUGUGAUAAAUCAUUUAAAGACAGUGGAUCGUUAACAGCACACAUGAGGUGUCACACCGGAGAGCAGCCGUACAGCUGCUUAUUCUGUGGGAAGAAUUUCAGUGGGAGGGGAAACAUGACCAGACACAUGAGAAUCCACACGGGAGAGAAGCCGUUCACCUGCUCGGUGUGCAGUAAAAGUUUUCACGUGAAAGAACACCUCAACAGACACAUGAAGUACCACACGGGGGAAAAACCGUUUAGUUGCACUGUCUGCGGUAAAGGUUGCGCUCAGAAGACGGACCUGAAGAAACACAUGAGGGUCCACACGGGAGAGAAACCGUUCAGUUGUCCGUUCUGCGGAAAGUGCUGUGCUGAAAAAGGAGACUUGACCAAACACAUGAGAGUCCACACGGGAGAGAAACCGUUCAGUUGCAAUAUCUGCGGUAAAAGUUGUGCCCAAAAGGGGAGCCUGAAGAUUCACAUGAGAGUCCACACCGGAGAGAAACCGUUCAGCUGCUCAGUCUGCGGCAAACGUUUCACUGUUACAGGACAUCUAAAGAGACACAUGAAGCUGCACGCAGCAGACAGCCAAGCGGCUGAGUCGGCAGAUACAUGUUCAGCCAAAGAACAACAGGAAGUUGACACUGUUGAACCGUUGAACACGUCAUGAUGUUGAUCAGUCGGGAAGAAAGAUUAACCCUUCAACUCAGUGAGGUGGUUAGGGGUGCAGCCAUAUCUGCGCCCAUGUCUGUCAAGCCAGGGAUGUUCAUUAUUCGACUGUUACAGAUGAACUGCCAUCUGGGAUUUAAUUGAUAAAAAAUACAUUAAUUGAUAAUGUAGAAUAUAAGACAGGUGGUGUAACAUCCACAGAGUGCCCUUUCCCUCCAGAGACAGACCAAAAAACAACUUAACCUUCAUCCUGCCGCCCUGUUGGUGAAGUAAACGCGAGUCCUCCAGUGGGUUAGCUAGUGUCGCUCCUAGCUGGCCGGUGAAGUAAACGCGAACUCUCCCUCAAGAGUCGGAUUGUCUGAGUAACAAGUAAUGUUCUGUUACCCAACCAGAGCCCGAUACUGUGACAUGUCGGGUUCAUGCAGCAGAUCUCUACUUGUUCGGGCGUCUGUAUGCUCGAGGCGACGUGACGUGCGACCAUGUCUGAAGGCAGAAGCGUUCUGAACGGCCACAUUAGAAGACUGGGUGACAGCCAGUCAUCAUAGAGAGGGAUGAGACAAAUCGUACAAAUGGAGACAAUGGCGCACACUUUGAUGGUGUUGCACUUGGCUGUUCGCACGCAAAGUGACUGUGAGAGAGAGA